Messenger RNA from Pleurotus ostreatus (oyster mushroom), 705 nucleotides. RefSeq lists its product as uncharacterized. The transcript is spliced from 4 exons. The coding region runs from base 1 to 705 and encodes 234 amino acids. The record is from RefSeq and is a predicted model, not a curated record. Lineage: Eukaryota; Fungi; Basidiomycota; Agaricomycetes; Agaricales; Pleurotaceae.
AUGGCCGCGUCAAAUCCUAAGCUUCUCAUCAUCAACCCAAACUCUUCAGAUGUUAUCACACAGGCACUUGUCUCUAACCUAACGCCCCUAUGCCCACCCGGAAUUGAAUUAGAAUUCAGAACUGGACCUCCGGACGCACCUCCUAGUAUUAACGACCCACCCACCUCAAUCCUCUCCGCCGCUGCGACAUUCAAAGCUAUGGAGCCGAUAGAUCAGCAGCCAUAUGCCGGUUUCCUCGUAUGCUGCUUCUCCGACCACCCACUCGUCCACUGUCUUCGGCAUGCAGCACCCGAUAAGCCUUGCAUCGGUAUAUUUGAUGCAUCAAUCGUCCACGCUCUCCUUUCAGGAUCUAAAUUCGGUAUUCUGACCACUGGAGCGGCUAUGGUACCCGCUAUCGAUGCUGGGGUUGCAACGUUCCUCGGAGGUAUAAGCGGACGAUACGUUGGGUGUGUCGCCAGUGGGCUCGGAGUCGUGGAACUUCAGACAAGUUCGGAUCGUGGUGCGGUCGAAGGGCGUAUCAAGAAUGCUGCCGCUAAAGUCAGCGCACUAGGUGCCGAUGUCAUUAUUUUGGGCUGUGCAGGUAUGAGUGGGAUGGAAGAUUUGGUCAAGGCCGGAGUUACAGAGGCUGGCGGACGGCCGGUAACCGUGAUAGACGGCGCAAAAGCAGGUGUGCAAGUUCUGGCCGGACUUGUCAGAAGCCUGUAA